UGCUCUUGGUAAGGGGCGGAGUCCGAGCUACGGCGGGCGUUGGGAGGUACGAGGAAGCCGGAAUUGUUAGGUUCGUUUUCAGCCCGCCUCUCCAUGGCCCAGGCAUCCCGCUCUGGUGGCCUUCUGCCCCCUCUGUGGGCGCAACCCGGGGGCGCUGGGGAGGGGCAAUGGGAGGGAAGGCGGGCGGGCGCUCUCCGCGGGGAGGGUCGUGGCCUACAGGGGCAACCGAUUGCCGGGAGCAUCCCCUGCCCGGACCUCCGGCCCGGCGGAGCUCCGAGAGGACCACCGUGGUGGCCCGCGUUGGCACACGCGGGCGAAGACAACGAGGCUGGCCCGGCGAGUUGGAAGCGGGAGCCUGCAGCAGGCACCCCGAUCCCUCCAGCGCUGCAGCGUCUCCGUCGGGUGAUGCUGCGGCUGCUCCGCGAGCGGGAGCAGCUUCUUCAGGCCAGGGACUGCGCCCGCCACCUACAGGCGGUCGUGCGCCUCCUGAAGACCCUGAGCCCCAGCACGUCCACCCACGGUCCUGGCCCCUUGUCCCAGCUGUGCCGCGACCUGCAGCUGCACCCUUCCCGAGAGGCGGUUGUGCGAAUCCGCCAGCGGGACUCUCUCGAACCGCUACUUCUAGCGCGGCCCAUCGGACUAGCGGCCCAACGUCUGGAUGCUGCCAUCAAGAUGCAGCUUCGAGCUCUGGGUCGGGCUCCCGCCACUCUGACUCUGACAUCCCAACUCGCCGAGCUGCUGCUGCUGCUUCCUGUCUACCACAGGCUGCAGGGAAAAGCCAUGAGCCAAAUUCCAGGAGCAGCGCGCCCUUUCCCCUCGGCCAGUGUGCUUUGUCUUCUAACCGAGGAGCGAGGUUGCCAGAUGGCAAGUCGGCUAGAUGAGGCACUCAGGGGACUGUGCUUGCGGGACCAGCUCCGCAGGCACUGCCAGGAGGAGCGGGAGCUGCUACCAGGGUUACUGGUUAUAGUAGGGGGCGUGACCGGUUCAGUCAGCAGUGGGCUGGGGCUUGGAGGAGCUGGAGCCCUUUGGAACCAAUAUUGGACGCUUCUUUGGGCAGCCUGCGCACAGAGUCUGGACCUAAAUCUAGGACCCUGGAGGGAACACAGGGCAGUGGCACAACAGCUGAGUGAGGCACUGGUUCAGGCAUCCCUGCCUCAGGAGUGUGUGAAGGAGCUGGCUUCUUUGUGCCACAACCUACUUCAUCAGUCUCAUAUCUGGAGCUGGGAUCAAGGUUUCUGCCAGGCCUUGGCAUCUGCAGCCCUUGGGGAUCAGAGCAGCCCUGCCUCGACCUCUCAUACUGCUGAACUGUUGCGACAGCUUUUUCCUCCACUCUUAGACACCAUCCAAGAAUGUAGGUCAGGAUUGAUCCUCUGUCAGCCUCCAGGCCCAGCACCUAUUGCCCUAGGGCUCUGUACUCUGCAGAUCACCUUGCUCUGGUUCUUGGGCAGAACUCAGCAACACCUGGCAGCAUGGGCCCCAGAUUCCUUCCUGCUCCUGAUCCAAAAUCACUUACCUCCUCUAUUGCAUGAGGCAGAAGCUUUAUCCAGAUUGACUUCAGAGGAAAGCUUAACUCUGGCAGUGGAGCAGCAGCUAGGCCUGGAGAUCCAGAAGCUGACUGCACAGAUGCAGCUCCUGCCUGAAGAGUCACUAAGUCUUUUUUUCCAAGAAUGUCAUAAACAAGCCACACAGGGCUUCAAGCUUUACAUGCCACAGGGUCGGUACUGGAGGCUUCAUCUCUGUCCUGGACUUCCCCGAGUUCCUAGUGAGUAUGCUGGGUUGGUGGUUCGAACCGUACUGGAGCCUGUGUUGAAAGGAGUACAGGGAUUGCCACCUCAAGCCCAGGCCCUCGGCCUCAGUCAGGCGCUGACAGCCAUCCUGGGUGCCUGGCUGGACCACAUCCUUACCCAUGGGAUCCGGUUCAGCCUGCAGGGGGCGCUGCAGCUCAGACAAGACUUCGGAGUGGUCAGGGAGUUGCUGGAAGAAGAGCAGUGGGAUCUGUCACCAGAGCUUCGCCAUACUCUGCUCAUGCUCAGCAUUUUCCAGCAGCUAGAUGGGGCCUUGCUGUGUCUAUUGCAGCAGCCCCUGCCUAAGACUCGAGUCCACAGGAGGUCUCCUUGUUGCUGUGUUUGUAAUGAAGUCCAGACCACAGGAUUGGCCAGCAGCAGCCUCAACAGCCUGGAGAACUUGGAGCCCCCUCUACUGCCUGGAGUACCCCCAUCCCAGACAAUGCCCUUGCAAAGCACCCCGGGAAGUGGAAGACCUAGCCUUGAGGCUUAUCUAGUAGAAAAUCAGCAGGCCUGGCUUGCCCUUAGGCAGCACCAGCACCCUCGUUGGCACCUGCCUUUUCUUUCCUGCCUGGGGAUCAGUCCUGAAUCCUAAGGAGCCGAGGACCAGGAGCUCCUCAUCUCUGAUCGGAAAACCGUG
Messenger RNA from Heterocephalus glaber (naked mole-rat), 2424 nucleotides. It is a transcript of the gene Ccdc142, whose product is annotated as coiled-coil domain containing 142. Lineage: Eukaryota; Metazoa; Chordata; Mammalia; Rodentia; Bathyergidae. The record is from RefSeq and is a predicted model, not a curated record.